Molecule: messenger RNA, 1129 nt
Organism: Striga asiatica
Lineage: Eukaryota; Viridiplantae; Streptophyta; Magnoliopsida; Lamiales; Orobanchaceae
Source: the annotation of a GenBank genome assembly
GUUGGUUUUUCUCAACUUGCUCAGUUUUCCUUUAUCACCAUAAACAAACAGAGUCCUCUCUGCCGAGAACCAAUAUAAUGGUUUCCCCUUUGCUCAGUGCUUCUAUCACUAAGCCAUCGCCCUCAUUUUCCAUUUCUGCAAACAAGUUCAAAAUCCCUUGUGGCCCUUCCCAACAAAAAUUACUACUCCCAUUUGUAUCGGGCGUGGGAAAAUCGAAGCCCAUUAAAAAUGUUCAAAAUUUGUCGUACUCGCAAACCCUAGCACGAAUUGGGUUUCAGAGUUCUGUGAUUCCUCUGGCUGUGUCUCUUGCUUUUGUUCUAUGGUCUAAUCCAGCUCAUGCUGGAUUUCUCUCGGGCAUCUCGGGGAUAGAAUCAGUACCAGGCCCUCAGUUGCCUAAGGUCGAUUUUCUCACGCGUUUUAAUGAGGAAAAUCAAAAGAAAUAUGCCGAAAAUGAUGCAAGAUUCAAAGAGUCUCCUCUCCUUAAGAAGUUGCUGGAGCAGACCAAGCUAAACAAAGAAAAAAAUCGACAGCAAAUUCUUGACAAAUAUUGCAUCCGUGGGGCUGAGUGGGGAGUUGGAGAUUGCUCAGCCGAAGGCAUGUCACCAGAAGAUAGAGACAAAUUUAUUGCGAUGUUGAAGCAGAAAGCUGGAGUUGAAUGAGGCCAUGCAGUUCUAAUUUAAUGCAUGCCGAUACGGUGAUGUGGCAACUCAUUGCAAGUUAAUUCUUUCGAAAUAUGAAGCGAAAAACAUUAGGCAAAGGAAUAAUAUCAAACAUUUUUGCAAGAGUUAUGAACGAUUAAUAAAUCAUUUCCCAUUUUAGUUCAUCCCCAUUUAAAUUGUUUAGAGUGUAUUUUACAAAAUCAUCCUUGAUUUUGGCCUUGUAACGAUACCGAUGUUGGAGCUUGAAGAACUUGGUGAAGGAAUCUUGACUACGGCAAUUUUGCAGCUAGUCAUGAUGAUUGGAGGAAUUUUGGAGAAAAAGAUGAGAGGUAGAGAGGUCCCACCAUCUAUGCCAGAAAUUUGUAACAAAUUUUGUGUAUUGAAUUUAUAAACACAAAAAAUAUUGACUUGAUUUGACUUGAAGUAACGUUAAUUUGAGGGCUAAUGCCUUGAUUUCAGAUCAAACGUCG